AUGUCCGACGACAAGAACAAAAGCACCAAGCCGCUCGAUUUUGAGGACAUCCCGCGCGAGCGAUCCGAUCAACCUAGACCUGACUUCUCGAAACCUCUUCCUCGCAAGAGACUCCCUGCCGCCCUACAAGAUACUCUUGACAAUGAAGAGAAGCUAUGGGAGACCAUGUACGAGGGUCACGCUGAAGAAUCCACCGAGAGCAACGUCCGUUACGCUGCUUAUGCCACAAGAGUCCGUACCAUUUUGAUGUCGGCUCACCGCUACGUCGCAUAUACUAGUGAUAUUGGAGAGAGUUUUAGACCUAUUGCACACCCUUACCUCGUCAAGGGCGCGUACGGUAUCUCUUGGGCAUAUCUCAUUGGUGAUGUCUCGCACGAGGGCUACAAGGCCUACCUCCGCAACCAGCGUGUCCUCAAUGGUGAUGACUCCACCGAGGCUCCAAGUGUUACGAGCAACGAGAAGCUCGCUGCAGCUCUUCCUGGCACCGUGGCUUCGAUCAACCCUGUCGGUAAGGUUCCUCUCAUUGAGGAUUACAGAACCGUCAUGGCGCAAAGAGCCAUCUUCCAGGGUAUUGCUAGUAUGGGUCUGCCCGCCUUCACGAUCCACUCGAUCGUGAAGUAUGCUGGCAAAGCCCUGAAGAACAACAAGAACGUCAAGCUGCGUACAUGGGGCCCGAUUGGCUUGGGUCUUGCCGCAGUCCCUGCACUUCCCUUCAUGUUCGACGAGCCCGUCGAACAUGCCGUCGAGUGGGUCUUCCACAAGGCCUUCUCGGCUGUCGGUGGAGAGGCUGCUGUCCACGGUCGUCCUGAGACCGGCCGAUCUGCUCUGCUUCAAUUAGAGGCCAAGGCUGGUGCCGUCAAGGAUAAGGAGCUAUAA
This is a messenger RNA of Aureobasidium namibiae CBS 147.97, 876 nucleotides long. RefSeq lists its product as uncharacterized. The record is from RefSeq and is a predicted model, not a curated record. Gene Ontology annotation, biological process: mitochondrial fission. NCBI's taxonomy places the organism in Eukaryota, Fungi, Ascomycota, Dothideomycetes, Dothideales, Saccotheciaceae. The transcript is spliced from 2 exons. Bases 1 to 876 code for a protein of 291 amino acids. Gene Ontology annotation, cellular component: mitochondrion.